Molecule: messenger RNA, 2259 nt
Organism: Brassica oleracea var. oleracea
Lineage: Eukaryota; Viridiplantae; Streptophyta; Magnoliopsida; Brassicales; Brassicaceae
Exons: 2
Coding region: 49-804 (251 amino acids)
Source: RefSeq, a predicted model, not a curated record
UCAAACUCCUCCAAAUACACCAAAGAAGGUUUAAAAAAACAAAUAAAAAUGGCUGGAGAGGAGUUCUUGAAACUGUUCGAGUACAACUGGUCGGAGAGACUGGUCUUCAAGAAAGACAAAGACUCUUUGAAACUCAAUGAAGAAGUUCCAGAGAAAACGGAAGAUAAAGAAGAUCAAGAUGUGAAGAAUUUUCUUGUAAAGAGGGCUAUGAGUGAUGAGACGAUGAUGAUGAUGAUGACGAGUUCUGUUUCAUCAUCAGAUGGUUUCUUCUCAUCUCCUAGAUCGGUCUUAGCCGUUAAAGCAUCGCCGACGAAGCUCCAGACGAUUCUCUCCGGUAAAGAAGUCAACGAGUUCUCAACUGCGGAAAGAGACGGAGUACUUUCUGAAAAGUCAGACAAGGAAGAACAAAGGAAGAAGAAGCAGAACGAUGUAAGAAGAAGAACGAGAAGGGGAAAGAGUAUGUCGGAUUUGGAGUUCGAGGAGCUUAAAGGGUUUAUUGAUCUUGGUUUUGUCUUCUCCGAGGAAGACCAAAGAGAUUCAGAGCUGGUCUCGAUUCUUCCUGGAUUGCAAAGGUUAGUGAAGAAAGAUGAUGGAGUAGGUGACGUAACAGAGGAAGAAGACAUAAGCAACAUAAACAGACCAUAUUUGUCAGAAGCAUGGGAUCAUUGUGGAGGGAGGAAAGGGAAGAGGCAUAUAACUUCGGCGAUAAAGUGGAAAGUUCCAGCUGUGCCUGAGGUGAAAGAAGUUGAGUUGAAAGAUCAUUUGAAACAGUGGGCUCAUGCGGUGGCUUCCACUAUCAGAUGAUGAUGUUAACACAAAGUCUGAGAAAGGAAGCAGGAAAUGGAAAAUCUCUUAAGAGUUUGGACGGAUCCUUGGUGUGAUUUUGGGGGGAGAUUUAAUCCUUGGAUGAAGAAACCUCUCAUUAACCUUUGAUAUGAUGGUUAGUGAAUUGAGAGAUCAAGAGACUGGUGAAUGGAAUAAAUCUGUUUUAGACGACAAUUUCUUUCCGGGGGAUGUGGAAAUAAUUCUAAAGAAGAAGACGGUCUCCACAAGUGAUGAUUUUUGGUGCUGGAAACACAACUUGAGUGGAGAUUACUCGGUGAGAUCAGGUUAUUGGCUAGCUUGUAAUACAAAUCUGAGAGAUGAAUUUGUUGAAGCUAGAAUGCAACCUUCAAUAAAUUGUUUGAAAGAGGCAAUAUGGAAUCUCGCAACAGAGCCAAAGAUUAAGGCCUUCUUGUGGAGAACUCUCUCAGAGGCGAUUCCGGUAGCUAGUACUCUACGUUUUAGAGGAAUACAUGUGGUAUCGAAAGUGAGACUCCAAAUCAUGUUCUUUUCACAUGUUCACAUGUUCUGUGGCCAGACAGGUUUGGGCUCUAUCAAAUUUCCCUACACCUCAGUAUGGGUUUCUAUCUUUGUGAACAUGUUCUAUUUGAAUCAGAUGAGCAAAAAUAUUAGGAUUCCCUUGGAGAUAAGAAGAAGCUAUCCAUGGACUCUUUGGCUUAUUUGGAAGAACAGAAACAAAUUUUUGUUUGAAGGCUGUGAGAGUUCAGCUGUAGAUAUCGUUGACAGGGUGCUUGAGGAUGCUUCAGUGUGGUUUCUUGCGCAACAACUUGACAGAGAAGGUGAAACUGUGGACCUCACGUUGCGUAAGGGUCAAGGAAAAAAGUGGAUGAAACCUCCAGAUAAAUGGGUUAAAUGCAACUUUGGAGUUCAUUGGGAUACAAAUUCUCUGAUUACAGGUGCUUCUUGGAUUGUCAGAGAUAAAGAUGGAGAAACUAUUAUGCAUAGCAGAAGAUCUUUCGCUAACAUCUCCAAUCUUAAAGAGGCUAAGUUUAUAGCUCUGUGUUGGACUUUGGAGAGCAUGGCUUCCCACCGUUUUGACAAUGUGAUAUUUGCAGGAGAGGAAGCGGUUCUUCUCAAUGUUAUUGAUCGUCCGAUGGUCUGGCCUUCUUUUAAAUUUGAAUUUCAAAUACUGCAGAGAGCUUUGAGGAUGAUCAAACAGAUGGAAAGUUAAAGUUGAAUUGCGUUGCACAAACAGAUGCGCUUUUCUCAUUGCUAGAAGUGCUUCUUUACCUCACUGGGCGCAAUCGUAUGUUGCUAGGAGUUCUCCUCUUUGGUUAGCUUCUACUCUGGCUGAUGAGAAAAUCUGAUCAUCUUUUUGGUUUUUUGUUCUUCCGAACUAACAGGAAGUUGUAAUAUUUGAAUCUCUGUACGAGAUUGGCGUUGUAAUUAUGGGUUGUUGGGAUGUUUGUGGAAAAA